Molecule: messenger RNA, 1472 nt
Organism: Ectocarpus sp. CCAP 1310/34
Lineage: Eukaryota; Phaeophyceae; Ectocarpales; Ectocarpaceae
Source: the annotation of a GenBank genome assembly
UGGCUUGCUGGGCUGUAACUGCUCUGGUGCACCUCUUCUCUCCACUUUGUCGCCCUUGUCUCCCCAAACGAGCUUCUGAUCGAGGGUUCCCUCUCUCUACCACCGCAGUAGUUCUCAUUAAAAUUAUUACGAAAAACUUCUGUGUCAAAAGGGGCAGCAGUUGGGAGGCGGUGUUGAAAGUCAGACGUGAAGGGGUGAAGGCUUCGCCUUGCCGAGGACGGGCAGGGUGAACUGGGGCGUGGGUUGCGGAUGAGAAGGAGACCUGAGAACGGCGAAGAGAUGCACAAUGCCUUCGGAUCUCAAGGUCGAGGCGGGAGCAGUACUGGUGGGGGCUAUUACUCUGCACCAACAGAUCGUAUCAGGGAGACGAACCACAACAUCAUGGAGAUGCAAAAUAACGCACACAUCGACGACCUCAGCGAUCAGGUGUCUCGACUCAAGCACCUAACAAUUGAUAUUGGACAGGAGGUGCGCAGUCAAAACGACUUAAUUAGCGGAAUGGAAGGACAAAUGUUCGAUGCUCGAGGUCUGCUCGGGGGCACUCUUCGUCGGAUCAACACCAUGAUGGCCCAGGGCGGUAGUCGACACAUGUGCUAUCUUGUGGCCUUUAUUGUGUUUACGUUCACGGCCAUAUGGUACAUCUUGAAACAUACCAGAGGUGGACGGUAGCAUGAUUCGUCUGGUGGAUGUUGUGCGUUGUUUUUGGCCUCAGGACUGCAGCUGCCUUUCUCGGCAAUCGUGGGCUCGAAAUUUCGAACACUUGAAAACGUCGUGACGUUGUUAACGUGGUGGUGUCUUGGAUACGAACUUUCCAGCUAGACGUUCCCUGUGGAUCUGUUCCAUGUGUUCCAGGUUGCUAUCUAGUAUUCACCAUGCCUGGUGCCCAGGUCAGUUGUCAGUUAGCAUGGUUUUCCCUGAUUUAUGCAUACGCAUCGAGAUGCACUUCUCGUUGGAGUCUACUGGUGUUUCUGCUGUGUUUCAUUCGUAGAUACGUGUGUUGUAAUGUUAGGCUCCCAGGGUAAUCAUUGUCGUACGUAGCAGGUGUCCUGGCAGGUUGUGAAGGCUGGCCUGUAUGGGACGCCUACUGCAAUCUAUGUACACUAUCGUAUACUCCAUCCAGUAAAAAUUUUCACGCUCCGCCAGAAUCACCUGAUAUUUCUAUCGAGGAAUGUACGACCAUCCUCCCUGAUGCCCACAACUGUCAGUGCGCGGCCAGAAGCUAGUUACGUCUGGGACGGAUGUUUGGUCCGGCAUUUUUUUUCGGGCAGAAAAUCGCAGUCAGUCAAAUUUCAUUUUCAGAAAGCUUCAAACGUCGAAUGUGGGGUUCACGGUUUUUGCACCGGUUUGUGACAGGUCCCGUGGGAUAGCAUACUCCGGAGUAUGACGCCCAGAGUUUCGGUUUUGUGGAUAUGUUGGAGGCGAUGGAUGUUUACCGACUAAAAACUGGUUCGAACAAUUUUGGAAAUGCCCGC